Rangifer tarandus platyrhynchus (Svalbard reindeer) is the source of this 342-nucleotide messenger RNA. The record is from the annotation of a GenBank genome assembly. NCBI's taxonomy places the organism in Eukaryota, Metazoa, Chordata, Mammalia, Artiodactyla, Cervidae.
AUGCAGAGGGAGUCCCUGGGUACUGCGGAAAGUACUGAGGCACCAGGGCGCAGAGGCCAGAACAACCCGGAGAGCGGAAACAGGGCAGGCAGAGAACAGGCGGAAAAGGCCUGCGACGGCCGGAAGCGGGUACUAAGGGUCGGGGGAGACGAGGCGGGGCCUGGCGCGCCUGCUCCCGCGACCCGGAUGUACUCGCCCCGGGCCGCGGGGAGAGGCGUUGGAGUGCGUACGUGGAAGCUCGCGAGGCGUCAGCUCUGCCCCCGCCAACCCCGGGCCGAGAGGCGGGGCCAGCGUGGCGUGCGUGGCGGGGCGGGCCCGGAGAGGGGGCGUGGCCGGCGGUAG